GCUGGGCUGGCUUAGCGGAUCCCGGUUGCUAGGGUGUGUCUCCUUGGCCUCCUAGAGGGUGGGGAUCCGUGGUGCUUCUUCGGGAACAGCCUCCUGCAGGAAGACCCGCCACCUCGCUGGACCUUUACCUCGCUGCCUAGAUUCCGAGGAAUAGGAGAUAGGAGACGAAAAGCCAGUUGGUUUGGGAAGCGGCUGAUUAUCCUAAAGAGUAGUGUGGGAGUCCAGCACUUCCGUGCACCUCUUUGGGUACUACGGAAGGGAGUUUUCCAGCAUCGAGUGGAAUAUAUGACCAGGGAGUACACCUUGAGCGCUUGUGUGCAGUUAUCUUUUGGCGGUAAACGGCCCAUUUGUGCAGUUCCAGGGUGUUCCCUUCUAGGCUAUCAAUGGAGUAGUGCCAUGCCAGGAACUUUUGAUGUUGCCCUGCAAACUAAAAGCACAUUUUGGGGGUGCAUCUUCUGGCAUCAUUUCUAAACAGCAUGAAUUGGGAUCCAGCAGCCCUGGGAAACCUCAUUAUAGUGAAACCUAUCUUAUUUUAGGAUUGAAUGGUUUUGGCCCAAGCAUAGUGGUUGAAAAACAAGCCAUUACAGAAAGAAGACAAUUUGUUUGUGAAUGGUUAGAUAUGGUGGGUCUUCAGAGGCUUAGCUAAUGAAGAGAUCGUCUACACAUUUCUGACCAAAUUCUUUCUACAUUUAUAGUGAUAACAUUUCGGAGGGAGAGAAAAAAAUGUCAUUUCGACUAUUCUGAAAAAUCAGUAUUUACUAGUUGAAACAGCAUUGGCAAAUUGAACUACGUACUAGCAUGGAAAAUUGUAGAAGGAUCCUGGGUAGUAAUAAUACACAUAUUUUUAAAAUUAUAUGUUUACUUAUAACCCUACAUUUUAACUGGAUUCUUUCUAUUAAUAUAAGUUUUAAAGAAUUAUUUUCUUACCCUCUUUUUUUUUCAUAAAGGAAUUCUGCUUGGAUUCAGUAGAAUAUUGCAACAGAAUGAUUUUCAUUAAGAUGUAAUCUAAAUUCUUAUUUUUCAACAAUUCAAACAUAUUCAAAACCUUUUCAAUUCUCACUUACACCAAGGAUUAUGAAAAACAGCACUUACUAUUCAUUAAAAUGCGAAAGCCCCCACUACUUCUUCGAAGACCCUUACCUCCAAAAUUCACUAAGCCGUCUUUACACGAGAUAAAAACCCGUACAGCCAAAACUGGUAAAACUGGGUCACUACACGUAACAUUCACUGAAGAUGAAACCACUUCCAUUAAAACGGAUAAAACUCAUUUUCCUGAUGUUUUAAGAAAUCAAUCAUUAACACCUAUCAAUAUCCAAAAUAUCUUUUUUGGUCAUUGUGUACAAGAAAGAGUGACUGCAAUUUCAUCACCCCAAAAACCUACUAAGCAUGUCUAUGAGCAGAUUCCAGAUACUGCUACUGGUUCCAUAUUUUUUCCACGUUGUCAUUCAGCUUCUACUCGAAUUUUUGGGAAACAAACAAACAAAAUGGAAAAUUCCAGAAAGUUGAAAACUAUGAAAGAUGUUUAUACUGAAAAAAAGCUAGAAAACAUUUUAAUUCUUUCUUCCAAGUUUUCCAAACCUGAAAGUACUCCUGGCUUAGUUAUCACUCACAAACUUGAGACUGUGCACCCUGAGCAUCAACCUUUACUGGAGAGUCCAGGUGAUACUUAUCAGCACAUCUCGAGAGAUUUAAGUGCAAGAGUGCCAAGCCCUCUACGUACAACUGUAUCUGUGAAACCAGAAGGACAGUGGCCUGAACAUUUUAAACCAACUGCUACAUUGACACUAAAAGUUACUCAAUUUCCAGGUUUUGUUUCCUUGCCAACACCAAUUUUACCAAGAAAACCUCACAGGCAGUCUGUGAUAGAAACUCUUGUAGCAGAACAUGAAAAUGUAGAAAGUGUCCCAAAGCAAAUCCUACCAAGACCACCUGAAGGUCUCACCAAAACUGAAAAAAUAGAAUCAGAGAUACACAUUGUACGUGGUGAAGGUUUUAAGACUGUUGCAGCAACACGAUAUGAAACAAUAACAGCCAUGACCAACCUGGCCAUAGUAAACUGUCAAGUAUAUGGAAGAAAUGCACUUAAUCUGAAGGGCUUUUUUAUACUACAUUGUCCAGACUUAACACCUUUAGCUUUCCAGUUGAUAUAUCUUAAUUUGUCAUUUAAUGAUCUUCGUUACUUUCCCACAGAAAUAUUGUGUCUUAAAAAUUUACAAAUACUGAAACUGAGAAAUAAUCCUAUCAAAGAAAUUCCUUCUGAAAUUCAACAACUUGCGUUCCUUAGAAUUUUCACCAUUGCUUUUAAUUUAAUUACUGUUCUUCCAACUGGGUUAUUUUCCUUGUCUUAUCUUGAAGAACUUGAUGUUUCCUAUAAUGAACUUACUUUUAUUCCAAAUGAAAUUCAGAAACUCAGAUCACUUGAAAGACUGACCGUUGAUGGGAAUGAGCUGUAUUUUUUCCCACAUGGAAUUUUGAAGCUUAACCUGACAAAAAUUCAGUUUGAGAAUAAUUUCACUCAUCCUUGUUUUUGGAGAGAGAAUUCUUUGAAUAAUCCACAACAACUUACUCAAAUUAUUUCUUUGUUCAUUGUCCAAAAUAAACUACAUGAAUUUUAUGAUAAGAUCCCAGUAGAAGUUCAGAAGUUACUAAACUGCACAUCCAGGUGUGAAUGGUGUCAUGGUCCCAAGUUUGGUGAAGGUUUUCGUGUCAUCCGAUCCUGUGAUAUUUUUGGAGCAUCACAGCUUCCAGUUAUGUUUCAUGUCUGUUCUUCUUCUUGCUAUAGAAGAAUAAAGGAAAGCAGUUUUAUUUUAGAUGGUAGUCCUAGUAGAAGAAUAGCUCUAGAUGUGGAGUUGUCAAAAGAAUUAUAGUACAAUGAUUUAUCAUAUGUAUAUAUAAACUUUACUGGCUUUUACUACAUAUAUGUCUACAUAUAGUAAUUCAUCUCUUUGAAAGUAGAGGUUCUGUUUGGAAGAUAUAAGUGUCUUCUCAUAUGAAUUAUCUUUGUAAUUCUAACUCCUUAUGAAAGUUUGUGAUUGUUAGGGAAUUGUUGCAGAAUAAUUACUCAAGGAGGAUUAGUAAAGCCUUUAGAUUUGAAUACAGAUCUAGAAAAUUUCUUUCAGAGCCUGUUUACUAUAAAAGGAAAAAUGUUAGAAUCCUUUGCAAAAUGGGUUAUAUCUUACAACUAGUCUUUUCAUGCAUCCAUACUAAGUGACAAGAUAGCAUUGCAGAGUCAUCAGUGGGGUUUGUGCUGCAUACAGCUUCAACGUCACACAUCCAAGUGCUCAAUGCUUGUGCAUUUCUGCGGAAAUCUGACCAGUGCCUACCAUCUCAAUUGUAGGUUGUUUGGGGGAAUAAAAGAUUAAUUCUAUCCCCAAUUGUUUGUUUAAAUUAAUUUCCCAGGUUCUUAGAGAACUGGUACAGUCUUGAAUUGUUACCUUGCACUUCAUUUCCUAAAGCUGAGAAACUGGACAUUAGCCUGAUUCUGUAGGCUAGCACCAGCAUCUACCAAGGCCUACAGUGAUAGCCCGACAGGAAAAUAAAAUACAACUUACAAAAUAACAUUGCAAAGCAGAAUUUGCAUACAGUAAAACUUCCUUUAAGAAUUAACGUUUGGUAAGAGAAAGAUAAAAGGGCAUUUUGAUAUACAAACAACUUUACAAUGGCAUAGAAUUAUUUCACGUAUCUUUUACACGCAGCUCACUUAAAUCUCAAAUAUCAUUGCUAAUUAAAUUUCGUGAUAUGAAAUGAUUUAAAUUUACACAGCUCUCUUAUCAUUAAUGUCAGAAAAAUACAUUAUGUCAUGUUUGUGUGUAUCUUUUAGUGAUAUCAUUUAAAUAAAGAUAAAUCAGGCAAAAUAAUUUUUCUAUUGAUUUCAAUAAAUCGCGAUGCUUACAUGCUUUUCCUUGAGACUUUGUUUCAUUUUUCAGCAGAAUCAGGUAAACUUUGCUUUGCUUGAUAAAUAUACACUGUAUUCUCCAGGGUAAGAAUAAAAUUAUUUAUAAUGAAAGAAGUAACUACCAUAUUACACAUGUAUACAGAAAGGGAUAUUUAUAGUAUGAUAAAUUAAUUCAUUAAAAUGUAAUAUACUCAUAAUUAGAAAACAAGAUGAAGAAAAUAAUACUAACUCCCUGUGGCAUAUAGCUUAUUAAUACCCUUGUUCCUCAAAUAUUUCUUGGGGAAGAAAUAUGUUAUUUAUUUAUUCAAAACAUGUUGAGUUUUGGUUUAACUGAGUAGUUUCACAUUGAAAUAGGAAAUAAAAAAAGAAUAGCUUUCAAGGGAAAUGACAAAUUCUGAGGGAUGUUUCAAAACUAAAUAUACCUAGAUACUUAGACAAAUAUGAAAUAUACCUAGAACCCAAUCUCUUUAUGCUUAGUAUAAACCUUGAAUCUGAGUGAUCUCUUAUAGAUCUUCCAA
Messenger RNA from Chlorocebus sabaeus (green monkey), 4413 nucleotides. It is a transcript of the gene LRRC63, whose product is annotated as leucine rich repeat containing 63. Gene Ontology annotation, cellular component: cytoplasm. The record is from RefSeq and is a predicted model, not a curated record. Gene Ontology annotation, molecular function: protein binding. Lineage: Eukaryota; Metazoa; Chordata; Mammalia; Primates; Cercopithecidae.